Cladocopium goreaui is the source of this 1372-nucleotide messenger RNA. Lineage: Eukaryota; Dinophyceae; Suessiales; Symbiodiniaceae. The record is from the annotation of a GenBank genome assembly.
GUAUUUUGCCGCUUACAAGAAGAAGACGGUUUGGAUGCCUUUCUACUACGAUGGAGUCUGUGCCGACCACCUUCGUUCGCUGGGUUUCCUGAACGUCAUCCAUCGGCAAGAGGAUUUCUUCCAACGAGUGGAGGACCGUGACUUCCUUAGUAGGGUGGAUUUGAUUUGGGACAACCCGCCCUACACGGCCCCUGAGAUGAAGGAGCGUGUUUUGCGCUCUUUGGCACAGUGUGGAAAGCCCUUUGCGAUGCUUCUGCCCAUCUCCGUGCUCCAUGUGGGCUUUGUGCGAGAAAUCAUUGACAUGCAACAAGUUCAGGCCAUCAUCCCUCGACGAGUGCACGUCCGAAAGACUGGCAAGGACCGCCCGGCAGCCGAGGGCCUCCCAGGGCCUCCCAGCGAGGAGAUCUUGCCCUUCAAAUACCUCUGCUGGUUCUGCUGUCACACCCGACUUCCGCGGGACUUGAUCUUUGUGGACGAUGCGAAGGCCGAGGCCGAGGAGGCCGAGGCAGGUGCCGACGCCAACGACGCUGUCGUCGGCUUCGCCAAAGGCGCGGAAGGUCCUGCGCCGGAGGUCUUCGAUGAAGUCGAUGUCAGUGCGGUACAGCUGACGAGCCGGCGACUUCCAGAGUUUCCGGGUCUUGGACCAGGUGGCAACCCCGUCCCAGCUAUGACGACAUCGAACGUGGUCUUCGACCAGGAAACCUUGGAGUGCAAGGAUCCACGCUGGCAGCACACGGCCGACGGGCUCUGGACCUUCAGGCAAAUUGCAGAUGCCUAUUUGGUCUUUGGUGCCAAAAAGUUCUACAAACCAGGAGGCGUUCCUGAUCCGCUGACGCAAUGUGUCGGAGCUUUGGUCAUUGCUGCCGGAGAGUUUCGUGACUCGGGCGUCUUCCAGCUGGAUUUCUUGAGAACUGGUCACUGUGGAGAGGUGGUUAAUCCUCAGAUCCAAAAAGAUGGUGGAAUCAUGAACCUUUGCAUCAGCGGUUUCGGUGCUGGAUAUCUCACAGCGGCACCUUGGGUGGAUGAGGCUAAGAGUCUGAUUGCAACGCUGGAGGAUACGGUCUUCCAGACUUGCAAUCAUGCACCACCAUAUGUGAACAACUACAGUUGUCCGGAUCCCCUGGCAGUUCCUGGCGUGUUGUAUCCCAACUACAUCGGAGCUUUCUGUCACAAGUGGUUCGCCAGUCGCUGGUCCACCUGCGAUUUGACCCAGACAACGCCGCGCUGCUGCGGGUUGUUUAAUGGAGGUGCCAAUGCUGGACGCGACAAGUAUCCGUUUCCAGAGUAUUACUACGCGAAAGCUCAGAAGCACUUGGAUGCUGGAGCAGACUUCACACAGACUUGUAUAGAAGCCUUGGCAGGUACAACUUAA